UCGAUGCACUUUGUUGAUGGUUCGCGCGACCGUUUGCUUCAGCCGUCAUCUCACAAACUGUGUUACUUUUUUUUAACGAACUAGACUGGAUUUGGCCAAAACUAGAGGGAAACAUGAUUCCAGAACUGCAGGAAGCAAUUAGCAUUGCUCAGGAAAACCUUUACCGUGGUUUCAUAUCUUCGAAGAGGAGUGGCAUCGAUUGGUUGAAUACUGUUUGCGGAGAUUUUUACAAACUAUUCCGGGUUCUGCACAAAUUCCUGGCAUUUGAAGUAGGCGACAAUGUGGCAAUUAUGGAAAUGGCCUUCCUCUGCCUGUCGCAAAUUGUGGUUUGCAUCAGAAGUCUGGAACGAACUCUGACGACCGAACAGGAGCAGAAGUGUGUUUUGUCGUCAACUCGUCAAUGCUUUCUAGACAGGAUAAUCUGGUGCCUAACAAAGAUCAAAACCCUCUCGGACGAGGAAACACCAUGUGCGCAAGAUUGCACAACUGAAUCGAAUUUUGUCAGUUUCCUUGACUUGGCCCUGAAUUUGGUUGGUCCGCUGACGGUUGCAUUCGAAGAUUCGGGGCUGAACCGGGCGCAGCAGGAUGCCGAUGCGAUGAUGGAAUGUACCCGUAUUAGGUCGGUGAUCGAAGCGCUGAUUACGCAGUCUUUCGCUUUCGGGAACGUUCUGGAGGAUGAGGAUAAGAAUCGUCUGACCAACGUUUGCCAGCGAGUGCUCAAGGAAUGUAUCGCACUGGAGAAGGAAUCGGCUCUGGUGGAAGGAGCUAGUCGUCCCGAUGGACAAAACAGACGCCUGAAAGCUAGCGUGCUGGAAAGUGCCAUUUAUCACCUGGAAACGCAAGUCAAUGAUUGUCUGUUGAAAAUAGUUUUUGAAACUUUUGCGGAAAUGGAUCGCAAGUUAAUUGGUCGCAUGAGAAAACUGGUAAAAGAAGAAGCAAGUGAAGAGGAGAUCGAUAACAUGACCAAUAGGAUUGAUACCAUGGUGGAUCGGAUUAUGCAAAUUGGCCUUUUUGCAAUUUCUUAUGCGGAUAACUACAAAGCGGCCUCUGACAUCCGAAGCUGCUUGGCCUCCAUCGAAGCUCUGGAUUCCUACUUGAUCCCUUCCUUCUACGUAAAUUGCGAUCAUCACUCCAAACUGCUGGAAGAUCACUGGUUAGACGAAUCGGCACUGCUUCGCUGCCACGUUCAAAAAAUCAUCGACAGCAAUGCGUUCGCGCUGUGUUUGAUCGAAAUCAUCGAAGCCGGGAUCGAUCGUAUGGCAGAAUCGUUUGAUCCAACUGAUGCUGAAAAUCUCGUUCGCAAAGCAAACGUUUUCAAACAACACGUCGAAAUCAACGCCACGGAUUUGAAACUAAAUCAGACCGAAUCGUUUAGACUUUAUUUUGAAGAUUUCAAAAUGAUGGUACUUGAAUGCAAAGCCAUAGUCAAAUGCUUCGAGGAGGAUCCGUCGAUCGGAGAGGAUAGAAUUUUGAAGAGAUUUCGUAUACUGCUGGGCAAGCUAAGAAAAAUUCAGCUCUCGAUUAGCGCUGGAAAAGUAAGUCAACCAGUAAAAGAGGAACCCGUCGAACCAACGCCACUAGUUGUGGCGCAAACCGACGAAGAGAAGGAAGUUGAUCAAAGUGUUAGGGAGUUUUUCAGCAAUAGCAUUCAAAAGCCUUCUACUGGCAGUAUUCUAUAUCGCAGCACAAGAGGCGAAAAAUCACGCCGAGAUUCAACCGUUUCACUGUUGGAACUGAAGAGCUUUUCCGACAUCACUGCGCAGUUGCGGAAACGGGCAGAAACUACGCCGGACAGGAACGCUGCCAAGGGAUUGUCUGCGGCCCAUUCCAGUCGAAAGAAGCUCAUCAGACGGAACAGUUUGCGAGUGGUGCUGUUCAAGCGUCAACAGAGCAAACAGACGGCAGAGUUUUUCGAGAGUUUUAAAAGCGACAUAGAUCUGCAAAUUACUGACAUUUUAGAUCAGUUGACCGAUUUAUCGAGUACGUUUACGAGUGCUCCGGCGAAAGAGCAGCAGCACAUGGACAAAACUGUGCUGGAAAAGCGAAUCGAAGAAGUAGUUUUGACAGAAACUAAAGUUUUACCGAGUACACGGAAGUCUAUCACCAAGGAGGAGAUAGCGAUCCACGAAGACAACAGGAUUAGUAUUAACAUUACUACGGAUAUAUGAGUUUAAGAA
This is a messenger RNA of Aedes albopictus (Asian tiger mosquito), 2177 nucleotides long. Its product is annotated as serendipity locus protein alpha-like. The coding region runs from base 114 to 2168 and encodes 684 amino acids. Gene Ontology annotation, molecular function: beta-catenin binding; actin filament binding. Gene Ontology annotation, biological process: cell migration; cellularization; cell-cell adhesion. The record is from RefSeq and is a predicted model, not a curated record. The transcript has 5 exons. NCBI's taxonomy places the organism in Eukaryota, Metazoa, Arthropoda, Insecta, Diptera, Culicidae. Gene Ontology annotation, cellular component: catenin complex; adherens junction; cytoplasm.